AAUCUAAAUUUGUUUAUGAUGAGUCAAAUAUUGAUUAAAUUGACAGAUGAUAUUAUAUUUUGCCAGCCUUAGCUGUAACCAUUUUUACAACACAUCAAUCUAUCAUAAAAUAAUUUUGAAUUGUAGUCUAAUGAGCAACUAAAUUUAUUAUACAAUUUAAAUUGCAAGCAUCCAAAUAUAUAUAUAUUGGUCCGUAUCUGCAAGCAGCUCCACUUAAUUUAACUAACUAAGGUCCAUAAGUUUCGAACUUUUUGGCUCAAUCCUUUUUGAUUCAAGCCUUACUUUAAGAUACCUCCCGUUCCAUCUCUUUCCUCUCCCAAAAAAAAAAAAAAAGAAAAAGGGAAAGAAAGAAAGAAAUUGUUUCUCAUUGGGCUACCAUGGUCUACUAGUAUACCCUCCCAUGCAUACCAGCCACCCUUGCCACGUUGUGGCUGGGCCUCCCUUGAUAAAACUUAUUUGACCGGAACAACCCAUAGAACAACCUAUCUACUGCACAUAUGAAUACACAUUCGAGUCUAUUUCACAGCCAUAAAUAAGACUCCCACAUCGGUGUCAUCCCACUCUAACUCCGCUCACUAUACUACUGUUGUCCUUUUCCACGGUCUCCAAACCUACAAGUAAAUGCCCACGUAAAUUCCUCCUCAAAAGCACCAGUUAGCCCAUACCCACCUUGUCGCCAACUAUUCACAUACUCCAAUCUUUAAAUUCCCCACUCCAAUCACUACCUCAUCAUUCCUCUCCCUCUCUCCCCUUCUCCACGAGUAGUAGCCUCUGAUCCCCUCUUCUCCUUCUCCUCUCCACAAAAACCACAAAGCAAGCACUCACUCUUACACCAACAACAAAGCAAAGAAUGCCACAACUCUCCCUUCUCUUCCUCUUCUUCCUCCCUUUUAUCUCCUCUUCAGAUGACUACAAGUACUCCAUCACCAUAAAAAAAGAUGACUACAACUCCUUCGUGUACGCCGGCUGCUCUCUAAAGUACACCCCCGGUUCUCCUUACCAGUUGAACGUGGAGUCCCUCCUCACCUCCUUGGUCAACGCCGCUGACUUCUCCACCUACGCCAACUUCACCUCCUCCACCGCCUCCGCCGCCGCCCCGGCCUACGGCCUCUUCCAGUGCCGCGCCGACCUCCCCCUCUCCAACUGCUUCUCCUGCAUCCGCUCCGCCCUCAACCAGCUCUCCUCCCUCUGCCCCGAUGCCGCCGGCGCCACCGUCCAGCUCCGCUCCUGCUUCCUCCGCUACGGCAACGAAUCUUUCCUCGGCAAGCCCGACAAUACCCUCCUCUACAAGCGCUGCGGCGGUGACGCCUCCGGUGGGUACGCCUCCGACGUCCUGGGCCUACGCGACGCUGCGCUCGGCUCCCUCACGGCGGCGCGCGGGUCGUACCGGGUCGGCGGCGCGGGGUACGUGCAGGCCAUGGCGCAGUGCGUCGGCGACCUCAGCGCCGAGGCGUGCUCCGACUGCGUGGAGUCGGCGGUGGUGCAGCUCAAGGCGGUGUGUGGGUUCGCCGUCGGUGCCGACGUUUACCUGGGCAAGUGCUACUUGCAGUGGUGGUCCAAUAGUGGCGUCUCCUCCUCCAGACACGGUCAUGGUGACAGGAAAACUUUGGGUAUUGUCAUUGGGCUCAUGGUCGGGCUCGUGGUCAUAAUUGUCUUCCUCUCCUUCAUUAGACGAGCUGGUAGCAGUGGUAAAUAGUAAUGAAAAUGGGUGACCUUGCUUUAUUGUUUUGGGGGCCUUUGUCUCAACUCCUUUUUCCCCCCCUCACUCAAGCUCCUUGGGGUUCCUUUUUUUUUAUAUAUAUAUUUCCUCAAAGAAGAAAGAAGCCUUUUAAAAGUGUGGAGGGGGGCUUGGAAAGAUGUGGAUGAGAUCGAGGGCUGCUUUACUUGAAAUAAGUGAAGUGGGAAAGUUGCCAAAAUGGACGAAAAGAGAAGAUUCCAAACCCACCCCACUUGGGGGAUGUCAUAAUUAAGCUGCAUGUAAUUGUUCCUUCUAGUUAUUCAUUCAUGGCUUUUACUGGAACUCUUCUAGAGCAUAUGUUGUUGUCUCUUGGGUGGGUGAAUUGUAGAAGUAGUGCAAGGGUUGAUGACAUGGAUUCAUGUACAUGAAGGGUGCUUGAAAUUAUUAAAAAAAUGUUAGUUUGUUGUUAAUAUAAGUAAAAUGAUUUCACCAAC
Messenger RNA from Elaeis guineensis (African oil palm), 2172 nucleotides. The record is from RefSeq and is a predicted model, not a curated record. NCBI's taxonomy places the organism in Eukaryota, Viridiplantae, Streptophyta, Magnoliopsida, Arecales, Arecaceae.